AUGGCGAUCAAUUUAGUCCCUCUACUUCUCUCCCUCAUCACCAUCUCCAUCAUCUUCAACUCAUCCGCCAUUGCAGCUCCCGAGACAACAGCUGAUUCCGUUUUCUCAAACACAACAAGCCAAUGGCUCAGUUACACGAAGAAGCACUUCAACCAAUCCGCGAUCGAAUUCUCUAUCCCCACGAUCAUCGCCGCCGUUCUCUCAUUCCUCGCCGCAUCGAUCUCCAGCGCCGGAGGCAUCGGCGGCGGCGGUCUCUUCAUCUCGAUAAUGACGAUCGUCGCCGGGCUCGAGAUGAAGACCGCAUCGAGCUUCUCGGCGUUCAUGGUGACCGGCGUCUCCGUCGCGAACGUCGGGUGCAAUCUCUUCGUGAGAAACCCUAAAUCGGGAGGCAAAACCCUAAUCGAUUUCGACUUGGCUCUCACGCUUCAGCCGUGUCUGCUUCUCGGAGUCAGCCUCGGCGUGAUCUGUAACCGUGUGUUCCCUAACUGGCUUGUGACGUCACUCUUCGCCGUCUUCCUCGCGUGGUCGACGAUGAAGACUUGCAAAAAGGGGCUUUCUUACUGGAAUUCGGAAUCGGAGAGAGCCAAGGUUAGGAGAGACGGUGACGAGGAUCGGAUCGAGGGAGCGAGAUCGCCGCUUCUGAUUAACGAAGGAGAAGAGACGGGAAAAGGAAAAUCCAGGUUUCCAUGGAAGAAGCUCGGAGUUUUGGUGAUCAUCUGGUUCUUGUUCUUCUCCAUUAAUCUUCUUCGCGGAAACAAAUACGGCCAGGGAAUCAUAUCGAUCAAGCCAUGUGGAGCUCUCUACUGGAUCCUCUCGUCUAUGCAAGUUCCUCUCUCUAUCUUCUUCACUCUCUGGAUUUGCUUCAGCGACAGUGUUCAAAGCAGCCACACAUCACGUAACCAAGACUCUGAAAAGGACACUGGAGAUGUGAGAACGAAUAAUGGGGAAAGUCUGAACAAAUUUAUGCUCCCUGUUAUGACUCUCCUAGCUGGAGUUUUAGGUGGCCUUUUCGGUAUUGGCGGUGGAAUGCUCAUAAGUCCUCUUCUUCUCCAAAUCGGUAUUGCUCCCGAGGUAACGGCAGCAACCUGUUCUUUCAUGGUUUUGUUUUCUUCAUCAAUGUCUGCAAUCCAGUACCUAUUACUUGGAAUGGAACACGCUGGAACCGCUGCGAUAUUCGCUAUGGUCUGCUUCAUAGCGUCUUUGGUCGGACUAGUGGUGGUUAAGAAGGUUAUAGCCAAGUAUGGGAGGGCUUCCAUCAUUGUGUUUUCAGUGGGUAUCGUCAUGGCACUUAGCACUAUAUUGAUUACAACCCAUGGAGCUCUUAAUGUCUGGGAUGAUUUUGUCUUUGGUCGCUACAUGGGUUUUAAGCUACCAUGUUGA
Molecule: messenger RNA, 1380 nt
Organism: Microthlaspi erraticum
Lineage: Eukaryota; Viridiplantae; Streptophyta; Magnoliopsida; Brassicales; Brassicaceae
Source: the annotation of a GenBank genome assembly